Messenger RNA from Gryllus bimaculatus (two-spotted cricket), 740 nucleotides. The record is from the annotation of a GenBank genome assembly. NCBI's taxonomy places the organism in Eukaryota, Metazoa, Arthropoda, Insecta, Orthoptera, Gryllidae.
ACGAUGCAAAAGAUCCGUCUUUCCAUGCUAUGCUCUUCAAUUCUUCAUGAUACUGUACGUGACACUUCACCUGUAUGUUGAUCAAUGUUGAUAGAAGUUGAUUGAUACACUAGGCCGCAUGGUACAUUGUCACGAGGUACUUGUGUGUGGAAAUUAUUUUUUUCCUGGGAAUAUGAAAAAAUUACACAAAUAAUUUCUGAUAUAAGUGUUUUCACGUGGAUAUAAAUUAUAUUAUUCAAAAAUAUUUAAAGUGAAUGAAGUUUUUUCUGGGUAUCUGAAGUGUUGUAUUAUUAAGAGCAGAAAUGUCGAAAAAUUUGGUUCAAUACAUAAUAUUGCGAGGAGAUCUUUUAAAAACCUGGAAAGUUGGCCCGAUGAUUGCACAAGCAUGUCAUGGUGUUACUGCUGUCAUGGCUAAACAUUACAGUGAUCCAUAUGUGCAAGAGUAUUUGCAAGAUCUUGACAACAUGCAUAAAGUAGUUUUAGAAGCCCCUGAUCUUCCCUGCAUAGAAAAACUGGUGUCAGUUCUGAAGGAAAACAAUAUUGACCACACUGUUUGGAUUGAAAAACCAGAAAAUUUCUGCACUUGUUUAGUAUUAAAACCAUACCCUAAAACAGAAGUUGAAGAGUUUUGGAAAGAUGUCACAGCAGCUGUUGAUCCAAAACCUUGCUUUUUACCACAGUUGUUUUCAGUUCUUCCUAAUAUGCAAUAUAAUGAUGAUGAUCAUGUAAUGGAAUGUAAG